ACAGGGUUUAAGGGCUCUAAUUUUGGGUGUUGAAUAAAAAGCUUACAAAUCGUAAAACCCUAUACAAACACAUACACAAAGCUCAACUCAUCUUUUGGCGCCGCAUCAAAAAUGCCAAGAACAAGUGUAGUCGAGUGUCCUGGCUGCCCCCCAAUUCGAGCUCUGACAUUUGAUGAUCUGGGUCUUAUCAAAGUUAUUGAAGCUCGUCAUAAGGAAAAUGGAGUUGCUAAAGUGGUGGAGAGAUGGGGUGACCCGGAUUCCUCAAAAUGCGUGCUUGCCGCUUCCAUUGAUGACCGCGAAUUCGAUCCUCUGUUAGCUGUAGCGAGGAAGUGUGGUUCGGUUGAGUUGAUUAGUCCUGUUAAUGGAGAUUUGCGCUUUUCACUUUCCAAUGGUAGUCGAGUUGAUGGUGGAUCAGAAGAGGAUCCGGUUUCUGGUUUGCAUUUGUUUAAGAAAAAAACUUUGCAGUCAUCAUCCAGGUCAUGUACCUUGCUUUCAUGCUCAAAAAAAGGUCAUGUUGUUUUGAGGUCUGUUGAACUCCCAUCGGGCGAUGCUACUGUCAGUGGUACUCCAUUGACCUGGACAGUAUGUGGUUCUGGAGAAGUAUUGUGCUCUAAAGUUCAUGAAAGUGAAGACUAUGCAUUAUUUGGCGGGAAGAGAAUUGAAGUAAAUGUGUGGGAUCUAGAAAAGCGCACCAGAAUUUGGACAGCGAAAUCACCUCCCAAAAAUAGUCUUGGUAUAUUUGACCCUACUUGUUUCACAUCAGCAACUUUUUUGAAUAAGGAUGAUCACAGGAAAUUGGUAAUGGGCACAAAAAGUCACCAGGUACGCCUCUAUGAUAUUUCAGCUCAGAGAAGACCUGUUAUUUCUUUUGAUUUUCUGGAGGCCCCCAUCACAGCAGUCACUGAAGAUCUGAAUGGUAGAACAGUUUAUGUGGGUAAUGGAUCAGGCGACCUUGCUUCUUACGACAUACGCACAGGGAAACUAUUAGGCCGUUUUUCAGGAAAAUGCUCCGGAAGUAUAAAAUCGGUAGCCAGACAUCCGGAGCUUCCAGUGAUAGCUUCUUGUGGUCUGGACAGGUACUUGCGUUUUUGGGAUACCGAGUCUCGUCAACUUCUUUCUGCGGUCUUCCUCAAGCAGCAUCUUACAAGCGUGGUUCUUGAUUCCCAAUUUAAAGAUGAAGAAGUCGUUGGUUCUGAUGCUCCUGUAAUACCGGACGCAUCUGUGGAACUUGACGAGACGUUAGAUGAGGACAAGGAAGAUACACCACCACCUGUCAAGAGAAAGAAGAAAUCAAAAGAAGGUAGUGGGAGCAAGAAGAAAAAGACCAAGAAAGUAACUGAAUAGUCGAUUUAAAAUGAUGAACACUCAUCAUUUUCGACAUACAAGACAGGCACAAGGAACACAGAAUGAUCGGAGGAUUUUCAAGAAUUUUUGUGAUUCAGAAGUUCAAUUCUAGGGUAGUUUGUAUCAAUAUAUUCGACCAAGACUCGAAAAUAUGGAGUAACCUUAUUUUACGUCUUAGUUGUAAAUGGAUGGUCCUUGUGACAUUUUUGGAUCACUGUAAGGGCAUGUUUAUGGUCAUCUAGAUGCAGCAUUAAAGCGUUCAUGCUUAAUCGAAAUAGGUAUUAUUCUCGUUAUAAA
Molecule: messenger RNA, 1641 nt
Organism: Daucus carota subsp. sativus
Lineage: Eukaryota; Viridiplantae; Streptophyta; Magnoliopsida; Apiales; Apiaceae
Exons: 12
Coding region: 112-1344 (410 amino acids)
Biological process (GO): ribosomal large subunit biogenesis
Cellular component (GO): nucleolus; preribosome, large subunit precursor
Molecular function (GO): protein binding
Source: RefSeq, a predicted model, not a curated record